Canariomyces notabilis is the source of this 1182-nucleotide messenger RNA. Its product is annotated as mitochondrial carrier. Gene Ontology annotation, molecular function: coenzyme A transmembrane transporter activity. The coding region runs from base 1 to 1182 and encodes 393 amino acids. Gene Ontology annotation, biological process: mitochondrial coenzyme A transmembrane transport. Gene Ontology annotation, cellular component: mitochondrial inner membrane. The transcript has 2 exons. NCBI's taxonomy places the organism in Eukaryota, Fungi, Ascomycota, Sordariomycetes, Sordariales, Chaetomiaceae. The record is from RefSeq and is a predicted model, not a curated record.
AUGAGCCAUGCCUCCAUGCCGGAGGUGUCGUCGUCGCACCAUGUUUCCCAGCAGACUGUUGAUGUGCCCCGCGCGGCGGUAGUCACAACGAGGGAUCCCGCCGUCUGUCCCACCGACGAGGAGGCGCAGAUCCACCACAGAACUGCAUCCAAGGACAAGAGGAGCCUAGACUAUCUGUGGAGGUCUGGUAUUGCAGGUGGCCUAGCAGGUUGUGCGGCCAAAACGGUGGUCGCACCGCUUGACCGAGUAAAGAUUCUCUUCCAGACCCACAACACGCAAUUCGUAAGGUACACAGGGUCUUGGCUCGGGGUCUCUGAGGCGAUUAGGGACAUAUACCGCCAGGAUGGACCCGUGGGUCUCUUCAGAGGCCACUCUGCUACUUUGUUACGGAUAUUUCCUUACGCAGCUAUCAAGUUCCUGGCCUACGAGCAAAUCCGGGCCGUGGUUAUCCCUAAAAAAGAAAAAGAAACACCAUUUCGGCGACUCAUUAGCGGGUCCUUGGCAGGCGUCACGUCAGUCUUCUUUACGUACCCCCUCGAGCUCAUCAGAGUGCGGCUUGCGUUUGAGACGAAGAAGGGAAGCCGGUCAACGUUGCGGUCGAUAUGCAAGCAGAUCUACCACGAGCACCAUAGCGCGAAAUUGCUGCCGGCAGCAGACGUCGCUGGUGCCGCAGCUUCAGCGCGCGCUGCUACAGUGGCCACGGCCGCACAGUCCAUCACACCCACUUACGGACUGGCCAACUUCUACCGCGGCUUCUCCCCUACACUCCUCGGCAUGCUCCCCUACGCCGGCAUGUCCUUCCUAACUCACGAUACUGCUGGCGAUAUUUUGCGCCAUCCGAGCAUCGCUCGGUAUACGACGCUUCCUAGGCCGGAAAAUUCGCCAGAAGGGAAGCCCGCACCGCUCCGUUCCUGGGCUGAGCUGCUGGCGGGUGGAGUUGCAGGACUCGUCUCGCAGACUGCAUCAUAUCCCCUAGAGGUGAUUAGGAGAAGGAUGCAGGUUGGCGGUGCUGUUGGCGACGGGCGCAGGCUGCGCAUCGGCGAAACCGCCGCCCUGAUCAUGAGGGAACGCGGCUUCCGAGGCUUCUUUGUGGGGCUGACGAUUGGCUACGCCAAGGUCAUGCCCAUGGCGGCGGCGGCUUUCUACACGUACGAGAGGCUAAAGACAUGGUUCGGCAUCUAG